AUGCAGCACCCCGAUGCUUCAAACCUACUUAGAGCUGAGGCGGAACUAGUUCUCGAAGAGUCACGAAGGCAGAAAGCGGAAAAGACAAAGACUCUAGGAUCACCGAUUGAGAUUCCCGGAAAGGCUCUCGGGAUUGAAAUUCGAGGAAACAACGCAUGGAUAGCGGAGAAUACAGCCGUAGCCCGAAAGCUUGAUUUGGAGACAGGAAAGACGCUCCAGCUCUUUCGCGGCCACUCGGCUCCAGUAACCUCUCUUGCAUUCUUCGACAGGGCGACAGGGUCUGGUGUGGAUGGCAUCUUGAUCACCGGCUCUUGGGACAAAACGAUCAAGUUAUGGGACACCGAGACCAAAGAGUGUCUUUCCACGACUCCCGCGCAUACAGACUUUGUCAAGGCUCUCCUCGUGAUACCUUCGUGCCAUCUACUCGUGUCUGCUGGGUCUGACAAGGUCAUUAGGCUUUGGGAUCUUUCCACAUGCCAGAAAGGACAACCGCUGCGAUGUGUUGGUUCAAUCUCUGCCCAUACACGUCCUGCCGCCUGCCUGUGCGCUCAUGAGAUAUCAGACACAGAAUGUGUUUUAUAUACGGCAGAUACAAUGGGCAUCAUCAAAGUCUGGAAGCUCACGAAGGAAGCGGAUCAAGCUGCAGGAUGGCGCAGCACACUACAGGAGGAGUUGACUUAUCAUCGCACCCGCAUCAAUGAGAUGCUGUACGGCCAUGGGCAACUUUGGACAGCAUCCUCGGAUGAGACUGUCCGGGUCAUACAACACCCAACACCUGCGGCCACAUCCUCCUCACCAUCAACCAAACCCAUACCACCAAUUACCCAUCCUGUCGCAGUCAAGGCCAUUCUGCCGUUGUCCCUUACUCCACUUUCCGAGCCCUAUGUUUUGACUGGCGCAGGGGACAUCAUACGCGUGUAUGAUGUUUCGAGUCUGGACGAGCCCGAGUUGCUGUGCGAAACUGAUGCACAUUGGCAUGAUGUAACCGCAUUGCGUCUCUGGAUGCGACACACUCCUAUCGAAGGCAACCCAGGUCUAUUCAAAAGGGAACCGUGGAUUGUCAGUGCAAGCCUAGACGGAACAAUCAGGAAGUGGAGGCUCGCAGAACUGCUUAACCCCCCUGCAAAGAGCGAAGACAUCGCAAAGCCUGUGGUUACAGCACCAGCUCUGAAAGAAAACACAUAUAAGAUGUCUGAAGAGGAAGAGCGAGAGCUUGCAGAGCUCAUGGCUGAGGAUUAG
Messenger RNA from Laetiporus sulphureus 93-53, 1239 nucleotides. Its product is annotated as WD40 repeat-like protein. The transcript is spliced from 8 exons. Gene Ontology annotation, molecular function: protein binding. NCBI's taxonomy places the organism in Eukaryota, Fungi, Basidiomycota, Agaricomycetes, Polyporales, Laetiporaceae. Bases 1 to 1239 code for a protein of 412 amino acids. The record is from RefSeq and is a predicted model, not a curated record.